Triticum turgidum subsp. durum (durum wheat) is the source of this 381-nucleotide messenger RNA. The record is from the annotation of a GenBank genome assembly. NCBI's taxonomy places the organism in Eukaryota, Viridiplantae, Streptophyta, Magnoliopsida, Poales, Poaceae.
AUGAGGAGCGGCGGCGACGUCAAAUCCUUCUUCCGGCAGCAGAAGGCCCACUCCGGCGCGGCGGCCGCCACCAAGCCCGCCGGCGGCGUCUCCAAGAAGGCGGCGCACCACCACCAGAAGCAAGCGGCGGCGGCGGCGCAUCUCCUCCGCCCGAUACGAGCUGCGGCAGAUCACCGCGACGGCGCUGACGCGGCGAGGAGGGAGGAGGAGGAGGACGCGGAGAGGACGGCCCGGGAGUUCGACAUGGACACGCGCUACGGGCCCUGCCUCGGCCUCACCCGCGCCCAGCGCUGGCAACGCGCCGCCGCGCUCGGCCUCGCCCCGCCGCCGCACGCGCCCUGCUCCGACCACCAGCCGUACCUCUGGGAAGGCCGCGUCUAG